This is a messenger RNA of Geodia barretti, 880 nucleotides long. Lineage: Eukaryota; Metazoa; Porifera; Demospongiae; Tetractinellida; Geodiidae. The record is from the annotation of a GenBank genome assembly.
GACUCCACGUCAACAUGUGAGCUGCAGCUAUCUACAGGAGACACAGAGUCCUUAGCCAAAACUGCUGCUGGUGAUUGUCAAGUCAAGUCAAAGCCUUCAUCCUCUCUAGCGAGCAAAGACAACUCGGCAGUUGUAGCACUUCGGAAGGAGAUAAAGAGUUUUCAUCGAAGAUUUAAUUCCAUGAAAGUUUCAACAAUUCAAUGUCGAGUUACCAUAGUGACUGUGGUCUAUCUCUUGACAUCGAUUCUGGCAGUGGGCGAACACAAACAAUAUCUUAGAGAAAAUCACAAAGUUCUUCGCAAUUCUCAAGACCACUGGGAACUGUUUGGAGAACUGAAUCUCUACUGGAACUACCUCUCAUUUGGUCUACUGGACGGACUUCUUGAUGAGCUGAUUGAAGAGAACGCUGAUUUUAUAAGAAUCAGAGAAGUCAUAGAUAGGUACAGGGAAGACAUGCAGAUGUUCAAGGAGCUCACAAUGUUGGCACUGUUUUGUCAGGUUCGGACUGACAUGUUGAGCUCCGAUCCUCUCGUUGAGGCUGACCCUCCACCAGGGUUUCAGAAGAUAGUGACAGAGCACCAGUGGCCAGAGAGCAUCACUCUCAAAGAUGUGGAAGAAUUUCGGCAGCGUUUUUUGAGUACAUUUGGGCUACCAAAGACUGCAAUGAUGGUGUACAGAAUAAGAAGGAGGUGCUUCGAAGUUACUUGGUUUGCAACCCUACCAGCCUCUGUCACCGUGUUACUGAAUAAGCGUAAAGGAUCCCAUCGUCUUUAAUGAGUUCAGUGUAAUUUCACUGGAGCUAGAUGGGGAGUCUGUCUAUCAUGUACCCACCCAGUCUAUACCACCAGUUUCCCCAGGAUCCAUCAGUGAAAUCUUCCCA